AUCCACUGAAACGAUGCCGGAACCAGCGAAGGCUCCAGCGCCCAAGAAGGGCUCCAAGAAGGCGGUGACCAAGGUCCCCGGCAAGACCGGCAAGAAGAGGAGGAAGAGCCGCAAGGAGAGCUACGCCAUCUACGUGUACAAGGUGCUGAAGCAGGUGCACCCCGACACCGGCAUCUCCUCCAAGGCCAUGGGCAUCAUGAACUCCUUCGUGAGCGACAUCUUCGAGCGCAUCGCCGGGGAGGCCUCCCGCCUGGCUCACUACAACAAGCGCUCCACCAUCACCUCCAGGGAGAUCCAGACCGCCGUCCGCCUGCUGCUACCCGGGGAGCUGGCCAAGCACGCCGUGUCCGAGGGCACCAAGGCCGUGACCAAGUACACCAGCUCCAAGUGAACUGCUGCAGGGACCCGCUGCCACACAACGGCUCUUUUAAGAGCCACCCACCGGCUCCCGGAGACAAACCGUCCUGAUGCUUCCACUCACACACUCACUGGCUCCAUUCUCAGUCUCAAUCAAUCAAAUUGUAUUUGUACAGCCCAUAUUCACAAAUCACAAUUUGUCUCAUAGGGCUUGUCACAUGUGAGACAUCCUCUGUCCUUAACCCUCAGCAAGAGUAAGGGAAAACUACUAAAAUCCUUUUAACAGGUAAAAAUAUGUAGAAACCUCAGACACAUGUGAGAAUCCAGCAAGGACAGAAGUGCAAUAGAUGUCAAGUGAAGGAAAACAUCAAGAUGUAGUUUUUACCAGCAUUGAUGAGGGUAAACAUGGUCACAUGGUUCACAUGAAUCUUAAUGAGACUCGCCACUCAUCAAUAUGAUCACAAACAGAGGAUUCUGAUUUAAACCUCUAACUACUUCCCAACAGUUUGUUUGCAGCAGCUUCAGCUGACACGUGUUUAUGACACUUAUUAACAGAUGCUGGAUCAGGGGUAAAGAAAGUGAUGUGAUAACACUGAGUGUUCACAGUGUAGAUGCUUCAUACAAUAAUGACCUCGGACAGAUUGAUGAAUAAUCAUUAUUGUAUAUAAUCUGUCACCGCAGAUCCACUUCCUUCCACUGAACAGAACUCAUUUAACCAUCAAACACAUAUCAGUCCAUGUCUCGUCUGCUAAUAUGGAGGAGCAGGGUUUAGUCCCUGGUGCACGGGUCACACCGGGACAUGAACCCAGAACUUUGCAACUAGUAUUGAGAGGAUGUGGUGAUAAAACUUGGUGUCACUUCACCAUGAGAAGGAAAAUACUGAUGUGUUGUUACCGGGCCUUUGUGUCUUUGUUGAGGAGAUUCUUCCAAACUUUGUUUUACCAGCAAUUUCAGAAUUAUUGAUCGGUAAAGAACACAUGUCUUCUUUAUUAUGUAUUCAUCAAGUUGUCUGUGAAUGACUAAUAAAUUAUAUUUUAAAGGAGAAGAGAAAUGGCCUCUUAUAAGCCACUAAGAGGCCAUAUUUAUCAUCCUUCACACAGACAAUUUGAUAUACAUAUAAAAAAAUACAUAUAUACUAGUUGUAAAGUACUGAGUUCAUGUCCCUUCAGCUGUAGAUCAA
Molecule: messenger RNA, 1537 nt
Organism: Limanda limanda (common dab)
Lineage: Eukaryota; Metazoa; Chordata; Actinopteri; Pleuronectiformes; Pleuronectidae
Product: histone H2B 1.2
Exons: 1
Coding region: 14-391 (125 amino acids)
Cellular component (GO): nucleosome
Molecular function (GO): protein heterodimerization activity; structural constituent of chromatin; DNA binding
Source: RefSeq, a predicted model, not a curated record